Cotesia congregata is the source of this 1635-nucleotide messenger RNA. NCBI's taxonomy places the organism in Eukaryota, Metazoa, Arthropoda, Insecta, Hymenoptera, Braconidae. The record is from the annotation of a GenBank genome assembly.
AUGACCACAAGAAUGAGGUUCAACAUGACUGACGGUGUUAUUAAAAACGGUAUUCUCAAUGAAAAAAUAAAUUCUGAAGAAUACAAACCUCAGAAUGGAUUUAUUAAGAUGCAGAAUGGAGUAAACAAAAAGCCGCAAAAAAGCAAUUCUGUGAAAAAAGAAUCCUUUGAACAUGAAACACUAUUUACAGCGGCAUUAACACACUUUGGAUUUUACAUACUCAUGUUUCUGGGAUUUAUCAACCAGCUAUUAUUCGCUCCUAAGGUAGCACGUGAACAAAACAGAAAGGGAUACGCUCCACUGUAUGAAAGCUUCGAGACUUUUUAUUUACGCUACGUGUAUCGACGAGUACGUGAUUGUUGGAAUCGACCUAUUUGCUCAGUGCCUGGAGCUCUGGUCACUCUUAAAGAUCGAAUUACUCGUGACUAUUGCUGGACAUUUGAAUUUACAGGCACAGAGACGGAAUGUAUAAACUUGGGGUCUUAUAACUACCUUGGAUUUGCUGAAUCGACUGGAAAUUGCGCUGAACAAAGUAUUGAAACUCUAAAGAAAGUCAAUUGUGCUAAUGGUAGCACGCGUCUUGAGCUAGGUACUAUGCCAAUUCACAAUGAAUUAGAGCAAUUGACAGCGCGUUUUCUCAAAGUAGAAGAUGCAAUGGUAUUCGGUAUGGGUUUUGCGACAAACGCCUUGAAUAUUCCAUCGCUGAUCAGUCCAGGUUGCUUAAUUUUGAGCGACGAAAAGAACCACGCAUCACUGAUUCUAGGAUUAAGAUUAUCUGGCGCAGUGACUAGAGUAUUUCAUCACAAUGAUGUUAAAGGCUUGGAGCGACGACUGAGGGAAGCAGUGGCGUACGGGCAGCCAAAAAGUGGUGAGCCGUGGAAAAAAAUAUUCAUUGUUGUCGAAGGAAUUUAUUCGAUGGAAGGAUCAAUUGUCCACUUGCCAGAAAUAAUAGCUUUGAAGAAAAAGUAUAAAGCGUACCUGUAUCUUGACGAAGCGCACAGUAUUGGUGCGACCGGAAAAUCUGGCCGGGGUAUUUGUGAUUAUUAUGGAAUUGACCCCAAGGAGGUUGAUAUACAUAUGGGGACGUUCACCAAAAGUUUUGGAUCUGCUGGAGGAUAUAUUGCCGGAACUAAGGCAUUAAUAAAUCACUUGAGAUUACACAGUCAUGCUCAUGCUUAUGCUGUAUCAAUGUCACCACCAAUAGCACAACAAAUAAUAACUUCAAUGCGAACAAUAAUGGGUGAAGAUGGUACAAAUGAUGGUGAAACGCGCAUCAGACAGCUAGCAAGAAAUACGCGUUACUUCAGACGUAGGCUCAAUCAGAUUGGUGUAAUUAUUUUUGGUCAUGAAGAUUCACCAGUGAUACCAAUGCUUGUGUACCUGUACUCCAAAAUAGGCGUCGUGGUGCGUGAUCUAACGAAGCGCAAUAUCGCGACUGUCGGGGUGGGCUUUCCUGCAACACCGCUUAUGGCAGGAAGAAUUAGAUUUUGUUUGUCCGCGGCCCACACUAAGGAACAGCUUGAUUAUGUAUUGAAAAAUAUCGAAGAGAUGGCGGAUCUUAUUGGACUCAGGUACUCCAGAAAGCCCAGAGAUCCUAAUCCAAUAAAUUAUUACACUGACAGUGAGUCUGAAUAA